UCCCUUUUCCCCUUCUCUAACUUCCUAGUAUCAAUUUAAAUUAGGGUUUUCUUUCAUUCUCAUUUGGUUGAGUCUAAUUAGUCCAAUGUUUUUAGCUGAGGAAGAUGUUCAAUUCCACUCACCGGUUCACGAAACCGGUUUUUCACCCGAAGAACUCCAAGAGUUAUUAUCAUUCUUCGAAUCCGAAGAACCGAUCAGUUCAAACUCCGGUUCAGAAAGUUCGAGUCGGGCUGUAUAUUCACCGGACGAGAGAAAGCAAAGGCGCAAGAUAUCAAAUCGAGAGUCGGCCAGGCGGUCCCGUUUGAGAAAAAAGAGGCAUUUGGAGAACCUCACGGACCGAGUGAACCGGUUGAACGUAGAGAACCGGCAGCUUAAGAAUCGACUAAGUUCAGUUAUUAAUCAGUAUCACGUAGUAUGGCUAGAAAAUGAACGGUUAAGAUCCGAAUCCGACGCUCUGUGGUCCAAACUCAUGGAUCUAUACUGGACGUCAAGUGCCAUGCAAUGCAAUCACGAUGACGGCCGACAUUCUCGUCAUGUUUUAACUUCAACUAAUCCAACGUAUUAAGCUCUACUUGCAUGCAUUAAACCAUCGAAUACAUGAUUCAUGAAGAUGUAAAAGAAAGAAUCAGAGCUUAAAUUAUCUUCUUUUUUUCCCUACAUGUAUAAAUAUUAGGCAACAAUAUUGGUAAUUAAAAAAAAUGGUGGCUUCG
Molecule: messenger RNA, 710 nt
Organism: Hibiscus syriacus
Lineage: Eukaryota; Viridiplantae; Streptophyta; Magnoliopsida; Malvales; Malvaceae
Product: basic leucine zipper 4-like
Exons: 1
Coding region: 86-565 (159 amino acids)
Biological process (GO): positive regulation of DNA-templated transcription
Cellular component (GO): nucleus
Molecular function (GO): transcription cis-regulatory region binding; DNA-binding transcription factor activity
Source: RefSeq, a predicted model, not a curated record